Messenger RNA from Drosophila busckii, 1784 nucleotides. RefSeq names its product beclin 1-associated autophagy-related key regulator (gene Atg14). The record is from RefSeq and is a predicted model, not a curated record. The transcript is spliced from 3 exons. Gene Ontology annotation, biological process: mitophagy; autophagosome assembly; cellular response to starvation. The coding region runs from base 192 to 1682 and encodes 496 amino acids. Lineage: Eukaryota; Metazoa; Arthropoda; Insecta; Diptera; Drosophilidae. Gene Ontology annotation, cellular component: extrinsic component of phagophore assembly site membrane; extrinsic component of omegasome membrane; phosphatidylinositol 3-kinase complex, class III.
CUGUAAUUGCAUAUUAAUAUUCAGAUUCAGUAAUUGCUAUCAGCUGUUUAGCUUACAAUAACUGCGACUGCUAGCAGUUAUGCAAAAAUUUCACAGCACUGCUACUUUUGACAGAGGGGAAAAGUACCAUGAAUAACAAAAACAAUUAUCAAUGAAAAUUUACGCAUAUUGAGUGCAAUGAUUUGACUGUAAUGGCCAACAGCUCUAGCUCUGAUGAAAGCUCCAAAGCCCCAGACAAUUUUCAACUAUCCAGCAGUUCAACAAAUGACGAUGAAGAGGAUAUCGAUGCAUGCGAUGGCGCUGGCUACAACACAAACACAAAGAAACUGAGCAGCAGUAAUGUGCGCGUAAAGAAAUCUAAAAGUGAUGGCGUAUGUACAGGAUUGCGUUGUCCGCUAUGUUGUAAGCAACAGCGACGCCUGCACUGUCGCAAUUGCGUUAAAAAUGGCAACUUUACACAUAGUGCAGCAGAAAAAGCAGAAAGUUUGACGGAGAAGCAGCAACGCUAUAUAAAUCUACAGGCGGGACUGAAGACAUAUAGCAAACGUUAUGAACAGCUGAUACAGCAGCACAAAAGCAAUGAAAAUCGCAUGAUUGCUAUCAGAGCCAAGCGAGAGCAGCUGCAGUUAUUGCGUCAGCUAAUUGGUAGCACCACAGAUCGCUUGCAGCAGCUAAGCAUGCAACGGGACGAGCUGCAUCAGGCAAAUGAGGAGAAACGCAAGACCUUACCCAAAUAUCCCAACAAUGUCAAAAUGCUGGAAGACUAUGUGAUUGAUCGUUCCAUGCGUAUUGAUAAACUGCGCCAGCAGCAUACAGCGCUGCUGGACAGCAUCAAGCAGGCAGCGCGUCGUGAUAUUCAACAAUUGGUGGCAUACAUCUUUCCCAUAAAGGAGGUUGUGCUGCGGGAUGAGCAACAGCGCAAGGUGUGCGCUGAGCGCUCUGAAGAGGCAGAAACAAUUGCAGCGCUUGCCGAUGCUAAGAACACCUCGUAUAUACGCGGCAAGUGGGUGUUCCAUGGCAGCGGCAUUAGCGAGGUGCAAUAUCGAAUUGUGGGUCCAUCGCUGCCCGCCAAUGGCGACUACACAGCCUAUCUGGACUGGCUGUCGGAUAAUAAGGAUGAUGGUGCAGCUGCAAAUGAGAUUACGCCCAGUCGGUUGGAGGCAUAUCGUAUCUUGGGCGCACUUACCUAUACAGCGCAGCUGACGCAGUUGCUUAGCUUUUAUUUAAAUGUGCGACUGCCAAAUAAAAUUGCGUACGGCGACUUUUGCCUAAAGCUGCUCACCGAGGAGCAAUUUUUGCGCAAGGUUUGCCGCAUUAACAACAACAUCAUGUACCUGGCCUACACUCAGCAGGUGAAAGUGCGAGCUCUGAACGAGCAGCAUACACUUGAGAAUAUACUGGCUAUUCUGGAUCCAGAACGCAGCAACUUGGGACGCUUUGGUCAUGUGGAUGUAAGCAAUGCGCCGCUUAUGCGAUCUGUAGAUUCACUACUUAUAGGCAUUGAAACAGCUACAGAGUCGGAAUCUGAAGAUGAAGGUUCGUUGCGCCAGGACUGGGAGGCCUUAAGUGCAUCACAACCAGAGCUAAGCGAAUCCCAGAUAAUGCCAACUGUGACGCAACAAUCUACUAUAGCAUUGGCAGCUAAUCGCAUAACCUCCUUGCUGGGCUGGAGAAUCAAGUAAGGCAACACUUGACUGUCGAAAAGAUCUUAGCUUUAGUUGGUGUAAAAUUUUAACAAGCAUUAUUUUAAAGGCUACUUCCAUGCUACAAUUUUUAAUGUAUAA